GACAAGCAAGCGUCAGUGGCCAUCACCCGUCGCUGUGCUGUGAGUGAGACGCGCAAACGCUCAAGUCCAAUCAAUCAAACAGGGCCUCGUUUUCGUCCGCUCGCCCUCUUUCUCUCUCCUCCUCACAUCCUUUUGUUCCCUUUCGCCUUUCGUUUUUGCCUCAUGUAAUUGCCUGCAGCGUUUCGCCGUCAUACCAAAACCCCCCCAUCGUCCAUGGACUCAUCCUCAUCCCCGCCCUCCGAUCCUUAUCCGCCGCACGGGCAUGGGCACCGCGAAACCCACGACGGCCCCGGCAGCCAUGACGCCGGCGAUGACGUCGCCGCCACCGCCGAACAACUCCGGAGACGCUGGAAGGGAAAGGGAAAGGUCCUGGAGAUGCCUCCAUUUCCACUGCCGCUCGAGGACACCGGCACCCUGACCCUCCUCAAGUUGCCCGUCGACAUUCUGCGCUUGAUCUUCCAUGAGGUAGCUCAGCCUAACGAGGAAGAUUUGCUGACUCUGCUCCUUGUCAACUCGACGCUUCAUGACCUGGUGAUUCCAUAUGUGUACUCCGCCUUCAACAUCGUCUGGCCCGACGCCGACUUUUUCAGUAUCGGCGAACAACUCGAUGCCCUCACAUAUGGCCUCUCUAGCCUCGCCCUGGGUAGCCGUUUUGCGCGGACAAUGCACCGCCUGCAGGGCCUCCCUCCACCUAGAAAGCAAGGGAGUAAUGCCCGCUUCAUAAAGACCUUCAAAAUCAACAACGGCCCGACCAAGUGGGUGAAUGACUACUCCAUCACCAACGAAGCGGGCAUGAUGCUCAACACCCUCGUCGCCUUGGCUCUCCCCAAGAUGGCCAACCUCGAGUCGUUCAAGUGGGACAUGCCCACCGGCUUAUCCUCCAAUGUCUUCAUGGCUUUGGCUUCGCUCGAUGACGACUGUACUGGCAAGCUCGACGAGGUCUGGGUUCGCUGGCAUGAUGACCCCCCGUCCAGCUCGUCGUCGUCCAGUUCUCGCAUCUUCCACAACGGCCUUGCACCUCCACCUCCUCCGGGAAUUCAGCAGCCCCCACCGGCGCCGCCGUCCCCCCCGAGCAGCAACACGGAAUCUCUCGGCAGCCAGCCUUCUUCCCGCCUACUGUCUCCGUACCAGAGAGUUGCCUACGCGGAAUCUGACGUCCAGUAUCCCACUUACAGCAUCCUCCCUGCCCUCCGGAGCAUAGCUGCCCUGGAUGUCGACCAGUUAUCAUAUCUAGACGAGCUGGCGGUUCUCAUUGAGAGAUCCAAGUCCACGCUGAAAGAGCUCCGGGUUAGCAUCGCCACCAAGUCCGCGAGUGACGACUUUACUCAGAUCAAGGGCGAUCAACAUGGGCUACGGCAGUAUGACCCCGAAGCCCGCUGGCCCGGCGAGAGCAGGAUUGGAGACCGCAGAUUGGGUGGCGUCCUGGGCGUCAUCUUGGCCCGUGUUUAUGAUCUGCGAAAGAACCAUCCUCGUCCAAAAAAGGGGGAAACGGAUUCCGACGCCAAGCCAUCGAGCUCGAGCCCGAUACCGCCCCGGAUGGCGAGCACUUCUGCUAGUGCGGACCAAGGACUGGGACCUGCGCAUCAAAAUCCCGAGGCUGCUGCGCCACUUACAGAUCCUAUACCGAGACAAACGGCAUCGACAUUGAAUGACGGACCGGCUGGUUCUGAAACCCCAAGGAAGGAGGCGACAUAUGUCACAUCGUCUAAGACGGGGACGGACGUCGGCUGCAAGCUAGCGCUUGAGAGUCUAGAGUUAGCCAGACUCCCGCUACACACGGCACUUUCCACUCAUGCCUUUGACUGGACCGUCAUGACAACCCUGACGAUAUUGGGCUGUGACCGCCAGGAUCGAUUAUGGAGAGCCCUAAGGGAGCAGUUCCGACCAAUACCCCCGGGUAGAGCACCUCAUCGGGGACCUGGUGGGCGUCAGUCUAAAGAAGCCCCAACCUACCACCUGAAGCUGAAGAAUAUCCACGUCGACGUGACUACGUUCGCUUUGAUACAUUUUCUGAAGGAGACCCUGGCUCCAAACUCGCUCGAGGUCUUGUUCCUGCAUGACCGGCGACGUACAAGCCAUCCCGUGGUGCCGAUUGCGCCUAUCUUUACUGGAGUAGUCAAAAGACACCAUGCAAGCCUCAAGAAGCUCCUCCUGGACAGCUCUCACCCGGACAGGUUGCUUCAUCAUGGCGACGUUAGGCGCAUGUACUGGCCCUUGAGGAGAGAGAUGAUCCUGUAUGUGACGAGCGGCCGCAUGGGAGCUCUCAGGGAGCUCUCAGCCAGCAUACCUCCAAAGGAAUGGCAUACGGUUCUUCAGCGUCUACCCAAUAUCCCUAAGCUGACGGCGUUGCAUAUCCUCAGCCUAGGCAGAGAUUCGUCCACACCGGAUUCCAUGCAACUGGGGCAUCAGAUUGUAGACGUGAUAACCCUCCGCCCAGAAAUCCGGCUGUGCUUCAUCGGUAUCAAGGGCGCGUGCUUCCAAAUCGUGGAAUCCCGACGUGGGGCAGCCGAGUCAGAUUCCGGGUCAUGGAGCAGCGACUCGAUAUCGCUCCCAAGUAUGUCUUCGGAUAUGAACCCCCCGUCCAUAGAUGGAGCCCUGGGCGACGACGACAAUCUUCUAGCCGAGGACUCUGAUGAUGAAUCACAAUCCUCGAGAAGACAGACGGAAAAUGACUGGUCUGCCCUGGAGCGAGGUAAGUCGGAGUCGAACAAAACGUAUCGACUCAGAAAAAUCUUCUUCUAUGAUGAGAAGGUUGCAAUCUUCAGAGCUCGGCACGGUACCCUGUGAUGUGACGAGGAAGGAAUGCGUCUGCUUCCCCAACAGCCAUCAUUCGGCCCACCUUGGCAACCGUCGGCAUUCCUUUCAUCACCGAGGAGAGAAAUCCUUCUCAAAAGGAUGCUUGAGCUGAACCACAGCUGCCACAUUUAGACCGGCGUCCCCGGGGGGCAAAACAGAUAC
Messenger RNA from Ilyonectria robusta, 2958 nucleotides. RefSeq lists its product as uncharacterized. The record is from RefSeq and is a predicted model, not a curated record. The coding region runs from base 214 to 2787 and encodes 857 amino acids. NCBI's taxonomy places the organism in Eukaryota, Fungi, Ascomycota, Sordariomycetes, Hypocreales, Nectriaceae. The transcript is spliced from 4 exons.